AUGGAUCUGUCCAAGUGUGUGAUCGUCUUGUUAGCGUGCAGUGCGGUCUGCUGCGCGUCCUCGGCGACGAAGGACGAGGACAGCUUCGUGGACAAGGGUGUCAGAGCGAUGUACAGGGUCUACGAGGACUGUCAGACUCGUAAUAUAGCUAUAUCGCCGUGUCUGAAGAAGAAAGCGAUAGCGUUCUUUGAAAGACUGGGUAGAAUGCAUAUUCUGCCGUUAUCGGAGAACUUUGAACUGAUCAGAACCGCGGAAGUAACCACGAAGAGUUCGGUGAACGAGCUGGAGGCCAGUUUGGGUAGGACCGUUACUGGCAAGGAUGAAAUACUGAACGAAAUUCUGUUGGAUAGAGUGGCCUCGCUGUUGAACAGCUUCAAUAUUCAGAUUCGUUUACCAAAGACUACACCUGGGGAACUGAAGAGAGGGAUGGAAGAGGGCCGAGGUAAGAUGAAGAAAAUGAUGGGCAUGAUGAUGAUGGGAUUCGCUAUGAAGAUGAUGAUGAUCCCGUUGGCACUUGGUGUACUCUUCUUGCUGGCUGGAAAGGCGCUGAUCGUCAGCAAGAUCGCUCUAGUUCUUUCUCUGAUCAUCGGACUGAAGAAGCUUCUGAGUCAGAAGCAAGGACACGAUCAUGGCGGCUGGCAACAAGGAGGCGGUGGAUGGGACAGGAGUCUGAAGAUUCUUCCUGUCUCUACAACGACACAGGCGAGCCGGGAUUACGCGCACAACUUGGCCUACUCGGCGCGGCAUCAACAAUGA
Molecule: messenger RNA, 756 nt
Organism: Osmia bicornis bicornis
Lineage: Eukaryota; Metazoa; Arthropoda; Insecta; Hymenoptera; Megachilidae
Gene: Osi12
Exons: 1
Coding region: 1-756 (251 amino acids)
Source: RefSeq, a predicted model, not a curated record